Molecule: messenger RNA, 1662 nt
Organism: Monoraphidium neglectum
Lineage: Eukaryota; Viridiplantae; Chlorophyta; Chlorophyceae; Sphaeropleales; Selenastraceae
Product: pheophorbide a oxygenase
Exons: 12
Coding region: 1-1662 (553 amino acids)
Molecular function (GO): 2 iron, 2 sulfur cluster binding; chlorophyllide a oxygenase activity
Source: RefSeq, a predicted model, not a curated record
AUGGCUUGUCCAUUACUACGACCGUUCAUGCGGAAUGCACUGGGCAGCGGUGGGAUGAAGUGCGAGACUGCGCGUCGCCCCGCCAUCAGCGGCGACGUCGCGGCGCUCGCCGCCUCCGCGCCCGCCGGCGGAGAUGUCGACCAGCGCGGCGGCCUGGACGCGGCGCCGAAAUCCGAACGGCAGCGGCCGUCCUAUGACUACUUUGCGGAGUGGUGGCCGGUUGCGUUUACUGCUGACCUGGACAAGGAGCAGCUGCACCGCUUCAUGCUGCUGGGGCAGCCCCUGGUUAUUUGGUGGGACGCCGCCGGCGCCGGCGGCGGCGCGUGGCGCGCGUUCUUGGACGUCUGCCCCCACCGCCUGGUGCCGCUGUCUGAGGGGCGCGUCAACAGCGCCGGCCGGCUGGAGUGCCCCUACCACGGCUGGGAGUUCAGCGGUCAGGGCAACUGCGAGCGCAUACCCCAGGGCCUGCUGUUCGUGCGGCCCAAAACCGCCGCCGCGGGCGGGCCCGCCGACGAGACUCGGAUACAAAUAGUCCGCCAGCUGGAGGACCCCGAGUGGGUGUCUCAGGACACGUUCAGGGACGUGCCCUACGACUGGAGCACCCUGCUGGAGAACGUGCUUGACGCCAGCCACGUGCCCUUCACGCACCACAAGUCUAUCAGUAACAGAGCCGUCGUGGGCGACUACGUGACUAAGCUGACCGAGCCCGUCACCGCCGCCGGCUUUUCGGGCGUGUGGCCCAGCGGACCUAGGGCUGGCGCCCUGGGCCCGCAGUACGGCGAAUUUCGUGCGCCCGGCUUCAUGCAGCAGACGAUUGACAUGAUCAAAACGCGCGGCGCAGAGUCCCUGGUCGUUGUGUAUGCGGUCCCCUCAUCCCCUGGCAAAUGCCGGCUGAUCAACCGCAACGCCUUCAAGUUCCACAAAUCAAAGCUGCCAGGCGCCAUCAUGCGCAUGGUUCCCGGGUGGCUCGUCCAUGUGGGCACCCAGAUCCCCCUGGAAGACGACCAGAUAUUCUUGCAUUAUGGGGAGGAGGCUUACGUCAAAGCCAGGGCCCAGGGGCUGAGCGUGGGCAAGGCUUACUAUAUGCCUAGCCAGGCAGACACGUACGUCACCGCCUUCCGCCGCUGGCUGGACGACUUUGGUGGCGGCGGCCCCUGGGGCCCGCCGGACGCGGCGUACCUCUCAAGACUUGAGCCGCGGCUGCCCAGAGAGGCUCUGCUGGACAGGUACACCGGACACGUGCAGUCGUGCGCCCAGUGCCAGCGCGCCCUUAAACAAGUUAAGACAGGGCGGAGCGUGCUCCGCGUCGUGUCAGGCGCGCUCGCAGCGGGCGCGCUGCUGGCGGCCGCGGUCGCAGUGUGCGUGGCAGCAGCAGCGGGCGGCGGCGGCGGCUCCGCGGCAGCGACGGGCGCGUCCAGCGCCACGCUAAGCCGCCUCGGCGCGGCUGCACUCGCAGCUGCAGGGUGGGUCGCGGGCGCAGGCUUGCAGACAGGCGCGGCGGCGGCUGCGGCGGCGGGCGGCGGCGCGAUGCUGCGGGCGCUGGUGCUUGGGCUGGCCGCGCUGCUGACAUGGCGGGUGUCUGAGGGGGUGCUGGGCGGGCUAGAGCACAAGCUGCUGCGCGGGGACUACCCGCCGCCACGCAACACUGACAAGAGCAAUUGA